Messenger RNA from Brassicogethes aeneus, 363 nucleotides. The record is from the annotation of a GenBank genome assembly. Lineage: Eukaryota; Metazoa; Arthropoda; Insecta; Coleoptera; Nitidulidae.
AUGACAAAGAAGAAAACAGCCAAAAAGAAGUCACUCACAUGUGCAAUAUGCGAAAAGUCUCUGGGCAAAACUAAAAUCAAGCUGCAGUGCCAAAAUUGCACAAAGUGGGCACAUCAAGAGUGCACAGGUGUGCUAAAAAAUUGGUCAUGUGCGGAGUGUAAGGAAGAAGAGUCAUCUUUCGAAGAUGACACAGAUAUUGAAAGUGAAGCUGAAGAUAACUCUGGAAGCCAGUCUGAGGUAAAUACUAAAAAAGAAUGUCCAAAACCUAAGAAAAAAUAUACCUUAGGAGAUAUAAUGAAACAACUGGAAAAAAUAGAGACCAAACACGAUGAACUCCUUAAUAAAUUUCAAGAAAUCCUUUAA